This is a messenger RNA of Colletotrichum scovillei, 1017 nucleotides long. RefSeq lists its product as uncharacterized. The transcript has 2 exons. Bases 1 to 1017 code for a protein of 338 amino acids. The record is from RefSeq and is a predicted model, not a curated record. NCBI's taxonomy places the organism in Eukaryota, Fungi, Ascomycota, Sordariomycetes, Glomerellales, Glomerellaceae.
AUGCGGCUAUUACAUACUACUACAUUUAAAUUGCGAGAGUUCUCCGGCACAGAAACACCUCCGUACGGCAUUCUGUCCCAUACUUGGGGGCGCAAUGAGUUCACAUUCCGAGAUUUCCAACGAGCUGGUUACCGCGGUGGGAUCACAAAAAUCGAUGGCAUGUGUCGUGUCGCUCGAGACCAAAGGCUUUCUUGGGUCUGGAUAGACACUUGCUGCAUAGACAAGAGCAGUAGCACGGAGCUAUCCGAGGCCAUCAAUUCUAUGUUUGCAUGGUACAGACAGGCUGCAACAUGCUUUGUGUACCUUGAAGAUGUCUUUGCCAACAGUCGCUGGUUUAGCCGCGGUUGGACCUUGCAGGAAUUAUUGGCAGCGACCACGGUAUUCUUUUACGACCGGUCCUGGAACUUCGUGGAGUGGAUUGAAAAGUCCGGUGAGACUGACGGUAGGACUCGUCCAUCGAAUAUGGUACUUGGGAAAAGGAAGAUAAGCCAAGUCGAUAACGAGAGCUUCGACAUGAAUUCCAACAUGGAUAAUUUCGCCUCGGCUCUCGGCAGUAAAACGAACAUAAACUUCAUUGCGUUAACCAGGAAAUUCGAAGAUGUGCAUCAGUCUUUCUCAGUGGCGGAGAAAAUGAGUUGGGCAUCGAGAAGAGAGACAACCCGUUUAGAGGAUAAGGCCUACUCCCUCAUGGGGCUGUUCGAUGUCAAUAUGCCGCUGCUAUACGGAGAAGGUGAAAAGGCUUUCUUUAGGCUCCAGGAAGAAAUCAUCAAGAAGACCGAUGACGAGUCGAUAUUCUCUUGGGGCUAUGGAGAACCUGCUCGGUUUGAAGGAGGGUUGUUCGCCAAAUCUCCGGCCGACUUCCUGGGGUGCCGGAAUGUCACAAUGGUCGAGACCGCGGGCAACACCCCGCACUACUAUCUAACGAACAAAGGUCUGCAUAUUCAGACACGAUUCUCAGAUACACAACGGAGGAUGGGAACUUUCAUCUACGCCAUGCUACACUGCACGGACAGAUAG